CGGGGUAUUGUUGGGAUUUCUUGGAUUUGUGGAUAUGAAACGUGUCACCUUCCCUUUAUCCUACAUGCUUCCCUUUUCCUGUUACCAGCAGACUCUUCUGUUUCCUCUCAAAAUCCUCGUGAAUCCACCGGUAAUGGUAGCUAUGGGACUAAUUGUUGAAUAAUACCACACAUCAGCAACAAAACACCACGAACCGCCUUCAAUUGUUGGAGCAAGCCUGGUGAUGAUGGCUUUGGAAAUUAUGACCGGUUGCUCUCUUCGUUCUUCCUUUCUUGAGCAGGGUUUUAACAGCUUCAGUUGUUUGUGAUUAAGGACCAAUACCAACAGCUAUAUGUUAAUAUAUAACCACUAGAUCAGAGAGGAGCAGGGGUAUGAAGGGAAUAAAAUGGUGAAAAUUAGGGAAUUUGAAGAGGAGACUCUUCCUAUGCCAUCUCAAAGUUGUUAUACAAAUCUGUUGUACUUUGGCACAAGAAUGGUGAUUAUCCACAUGGUCAUAAGGUUGUACCCUGAUGCUAAUCCGGAUGUUUUAAGUGGAUUUCAUUAUCUACUCAAUGGGAAACAAGUUUCUCCUGGCACCACUUGGGAAGGUGUUGAUAUUCCACCAGCAGAUUCUUUAAAAGAUAGGAAAGUGGUCCCUGAUUCGGAUCCACCAAGUACUAAAGAUGUUAAUCUGCUGUAUAAAUUUGUUGAUAAAAGUACAAAACUUGUUGCGCCGACUGGUGCUGACAUAAGCACGGAGUGUGGAAUUCAUGAUUAUAGAAGGGACUGAAAAGAACUCAGAGGAUGCUCCCAUAUAAUUCUGGAACUUCCAAGAUGAGAGAUAGGAGAAAAGAAUGAUAGGUGCAAGGAAAAUAUGGUGAAGAACACCUCUAUUUAUAGUUUUCAAGAAUCUCUAGGAUCUUGCCAAGUGUUUAGGAGGGUUAUGAGAUCAUUACAUGUGUUAUUCCAGCUGUUUAAAAACAACUAACAAUCCAUAGAAUUUAAUUAAAUGGUUUGUUGUUAAGAAUGGGGCUCAAGCAAAAUAUAAAACCAAUAAAAUAAACCAGCUUUGCUGCUGUUUCUCUUGCUGGCGGCCCUCGAAGACAGCAGGUCCAUGGGUCGCGACCCGCGACUCUGUCCGGCCCAGCUCCAAAGUUUUGUUGUUUGGCAGUUAUGGUGCCUCACAUUCUUUUAGUCGUCAUUUAGCUUUCAAGUUUUGUUAUUUUUGGCACAUUAUUUUCUUAUAUAUUAUGUAAUCUAAAUAUAAGGCAUGAAUACCCCUAGUGGCCGGUCUUAGGCACACCCGGGAGUACGAUCGAACAUCACGGAGUUCCCAGUUCGUUUAAAAGGUCUCUCAAAGGUGUAGAUUUACACGUUGACGCUUAUAGUCCUUUUAACGCACAAACUUGUGCGUAUUAUCGUUUAACGGCAUAAAAGCCCUUAACGGCCAAUAUUAGGCAUUCCCAAGAGUAUGAUCAAACAUCAUAAAGCUCCGGGUUUGUUAAAAGGUCACUCAGAGGUAAGAAUUAACAUGUUGACACUUUUAACCCUUUGAUGCACAAUCUUUGGAUUUUAUCAUAAACGGUUUCAUUUAUCUAACAAGUGGCUCUAUAAGAGAAUACGAAUACCGUGUAAGGUCAUUCAGAGGCUUAGUUUAAGCAUAUUGACACUUUUAGUCCCUCUACAUUCAAGCAUCACGCGUGAUGUUUCACAUAACACCGCUGCCACCAACAUAUAUCACGCGUUAAACUUAGCAUGCGUGACAUUUAUCACGCGCUAAAUUUCGAAAAAAUGGAACGUUGGGGCUUGUUUCCGUUGAGAACAUGACCGUUUGAGAGGGUUUUUUUUUAUAAAAUCCAAAUAAUUCUCCAACUCAAUCCAAAUAUUCUUCCUUCAAAUCCAAACAUUCUUCAGUAGGUUAUCAAACCAGUUUUAUGGUUCACUUGUUAUUUUUCUUUCUUUCAAUGAAGUUCAACAAUAAAAGCAGUUUCAAACAGUUAAACUGGCAAACACAAGUCCAUUUUUUUGUAAACCAAAUCUUUCAAACAACAUACACUACAUCUCAACUGUACUUUUGUAAACCAAAUCUUUCAACAACAUUCACAUACACUUUCAAUCUUUACCUGCCCCAUUGUAACAUUGCAAUAGCUUCUGCGGCUUCAGCCUCUACCAAUUCUUGCCCAUGAACAGCCUCCACUCCUACAACAACCGCCUCUGCCCCCAUGAACCGCUUCAACCUCUACCAAUUCGUGCCCAUGAACAACCUUCGCUUGUAAUACCAUAACCCUUUCUUUAUCCCGACGAUAUGUGACCCAGGGCAAUUGAACUUUGUUUUUCCCACGUUUUAUCUCAGUGUCAUGUGACUCUAGUUCCUCCUCAUCACGAUUUUGUAAAUGCGAUGUACUGUUGCAUGACUGCUUGACCCGGCGUAAUUCUUGCGCCAUCUCUUCAGAUGCUUUCUUGAUAGUAACUAGUCGUUCCUUCAUCAUCAUCACAGUCUGUUCCACACUUGAAUCAUCUUUAAGCUGACCCAAGAGUAAAUCCAAUUGUUCAAUAUUAUUUUUGAAACCUUCGAAUUCACCGACCACAUAUGAUAAUGUGGUCUCUGUUGAGUUCUUUGCGAGACUCGCAUUGACCCAUUUGUCACGGAGUUAUUCUUGAACUCUCGUGCGACACUUAGAAUACUUCUAAGUUCAGCCUCGUUGUGAUGAAUGUGUGGUUGAUCUUGUCUUUGAACCAACCUCCAUUUGUAUUGAUGCAAUUGACAUACCUUGACGACAAGUGUCCGUCUCUGUCUUCAUUUUGUGAACUUGGUUUCUGUCUAUGAUGCAAAAUUUGUUUGCAAACAGAAUAAGAAAGGCCGAUUCUUUUGCGAAGAAAUCCUGGCCAAGCACGAAGUUAUGUUCUUUUAUUGGCACUACCGAAAGGUCGAUCUUACCUUUCCAUUUGCCGAUUGUGAUUUUGAUGUCGUAUGCCAUCCCAAGUAUUGGUUAGACGGGUCCAUUCAUGGUCUUUAUCAUUGCGUCUUGUUUUGUGACUCGAACACCGAGUCUUAUUGCUUCAUCUAUUGAGACGAAGUUAUGGCUUGCUCCUGUGUCAACUAGUGCUUUAACAGGUCUCCCGUUUACCACCAUGUAGAUGAGUUGAAGUCCUUCCGACUUCUUUUAUGGUUUUGCGGUUGUGGAUCUUUUCUUUUCCUUGUUCGGGAGCUUUUUGAUGUUAUAUUUUUCCUGUGUUUUUUGGGAGUUUCUUGCGUAUUUAAAGUGUCGAUCAAUUUUGCUUCUAACUCAUCAAAGUUUUUGUGAAAGUUUUGGAUCUUGGCGUCUACCUCACUCCGCAGCCUUGCGAUUUCCUCCGGGAUCAUGGCUUGCAUCUCGAGGCGUAUGACUUCGAUAGCGGUUUUGAAGUCUUCUUUGAGUCCUCUUAACUCAUCUCGCAAUGUUCCUAAAGCGUCUAGCAUUUCCAAGGAGCAAUUGACAAGAAUUCCAAGUUGUGUGACCGAAGCUUCGACAUUAAUCUUCAUUUUGUCUAAGGAUCCAGCCAAAUCCAUAAACACGCUUUUAACUUCUUGUUGAUUCUGGUUGUGAUAACGUGCCUCUUCUUUACUAGAGAUGAUUUUCUUGUUCGUUGCUCCCUUCUUGCUUUUCUUCUUCGCCAUCCCAAUGAACCGACGCGGCUCUGAUACCACUUGUCACGGAGUUAUUCUUGAACUCUCGUGCGGCACUUAGAAUACUUCUAAGUUCAGCCUUUUGGAUGGGUUUAGUUAUGUAUAGCAGCGGAAGUCUUUGUUUGUGAGGAUCACAAGUAUGAUUUUGUAGUGCAAUACUACACCAAAGAUGGUUAUGUAUUACUUAAACAAAGUUACAAGUACAAAGUGUUUACAAGAAGUUGGGUUAUGAAUGAGUUAUGAGGGGGUUAUGUGGGGUGAUCUCAAAAUGAGACCCUAACACCUAUUUAUACUAGUUUUAGAGAAUUCUCAAUCUAGAGAAUUCCUUACAUAAUAUUCAAGAUAUUUAUGAGCUGAAUUCUAUAGCAUUCUUGCCAAAAUAUCCAGCAUUUUCAAGUGUUUUCAAGAGUCUUCUAGAGAGUUUUUGGCUGCAACUUUUGGGCAGAAUUAUGCAGCCUUUUCUAGAUUGUUCCGAGCACUUUGAAGGCUGAUCUAGGACCUUCUAAGGGUGCCAACACGUUCCAGUAUUCUCUAGGCUGUUCUAGAGACUUUCGGGCAGCCCUAGACGCUUCCUUAGUGUUCCGGAAACUUCUGGAAUGCUGAAAUUUUGAGUUGAAUUUUUGCGGGGCAUGACACAAUCCUUUCUUUCUUCAAUUCUCAUAUCUUUCAGAUGGGUUCUUGGAUUCUUGCGUUCGCAGUUGCGCAUGAAUGUUUCAUAUUCAAACGCAUUUUUUAAAAGCCCGAUAAACAGGCAUUCGGGAUUGCAUGAUCUUCGUUGAAUUUUACAUGUUGUGCAUGGGGUAAAUGAAGAUUUACCCAUGUUUGAUGAAGUUUUAAUGGCUUGAAUUUAGGGAGAGAAUAAGAGAGAAAGAGAGAGAGAGAGAGAGAGAGAAUAACCAAAACCAAACUAUCGUUUUUAUAACUCAACUGUUUUAUUUAUAAGCGACUAACAAACUUAUACAACUGAAAUUCAGGAUUAAUUAAGAUCAAAUUCAAAUGACAACAUCAAUAAGGGGGUAGGGGUGGUCAUCACUCAUCACUCACAACAUCCAAUCAAGUUCCGCGAUGACAUC
This is a messenger RNA of Helianthus annuus (common sunflower), 4719 nucleotides long. Its product is annotated as NAD-dependent protein deacylase SRT2-like. Bases 386 to 769 code for a protein of 127 amino acids. The record is from RefSeq and is a predicted model, not a curated record. NCBI's taxonomy places the organism in Eukaryota, Viridiplantae, Streptophyta, Magnoliopsida, Asterales, Asteraceae. The transcript has 8 exons.